Acanthosepion pharaonis is the source of this 609-nucleotide messenger RNA. The record is from the annotation of a GenBank genome assembly. Lineage: Eukaryota; Metazoa; Mollusca; Cephalopoda; Sepiida; Sepiidae.
AUGUUCCCAGACUUACAAUAUCCAUGUUCCCAGACAUGCAAUAUCGUUCCACUUUUAUUGAUGGGAGAAGUUUUGAGACUGGUUAUAUUUGACAGGACAGCUUCUCUCUCUCUCUCUCUCUCUCUCUCUCUCUCUCUCUCUCUCUCUCUGUUUACUUUUAUUAUUUCCUUCUUCCUUUUCCACUCUAUGCUUCUCUCUAUUUCGAUUCCCUCUCUAUAUUUCUCCAUACUUCUCCCUCCCUACUUUCCUCUGCUUAUAUUUCUCCCCUCUCUCUCUCCUCUCACUCCUCUCUCCAUUAAUCUCUGCUUCUUUUACUCUUCCACUCUCUUCUUCUCCCUCCUCUGCUCUCCCUCGUUAUGCUUCUCUUACUUCUGUCUGCUUCUCGGUAUAUUUCUCUCUCAUCCUCUCUCUGCUUCUCUAUCCUUCAUUCACUGCUUCUCUCUACCACUCUCUCUCUCUCUCUCUACAUUUCUCUUUGCUCCCCCUCUCUCUCUCUCUCUCUCUCUCUCUCUCUCUCUCUCUCUAUUCAUCUUGCCAAUGUUGAAUAUUAUCUACUACUACUACUACUUUCUUCUUUCUUUUUAUGUGACAUGUUUUUUCAGGGCGUAG